GUUUUGUUGCAGUAAGCGUUCGAGUUGAACAGCUGAUGCUACCUGUUCAUGUAGUGCAAAGCAUGCUGAAAGCACUCAAGAUGAAUUCUGAAGAAGCUCGCCUGAAAUUUCCACGUCUACUCCAGAUCAUUGAGUUGUACCCCUCUGAGACACUGGACCUCAUGACAAAAGAAAUGAUGACAGUUCCUUGCUGGAUGCUGAUUGGCUGGAUCAGCCAAAUGGUGGCACUGUUGGACAAGCAAGAAGCUGUAGCAGUAAGGCACUGCAUUGAGCAGAUUGCCGAGUGCUACCCUCAAGCUCUAGUUUAUGCUCUGAUGAUCAGCAGCGAGAGUUACCAGUUUGAGGACUCGGCUAUUGGACACCAACAGCAGCAAUUUGUCAACAGGCUCAGGAGUACGCUGGAAAAAGGAACAGCUGUGAAGAACUUUGUUGAUGCUCUGCAGCAGCUGACAAAUCCUGACAUGAUUUUUAAAGAUUGGUGGGAGGGUGUGAAAAAUGUGUUGUCAAAACCGAGCUUUGACAUGAAGCAGAUGAGCAACAUGUAUGAAGAGAUGCACGCUUUGCUUGGUGAUUCUAACAGUGACAGUCAUGGAGCGUUUCGAAAGAAAUUCAUCAAAAAAUUUGCUAAAGAUGUCGAAAACCUGCUUGGACCUAAAGGCUGCAAACUGUUUGAGAAGAAAAAAGAGAGAGGUUUUUUGCAGAAGGUGGAGGAUCUGGUUGCAUCCAUGUGUGGAUUUCAGAAAGAACCUGGGAACCUGAAGGAAUACUCACCAUGGCUGAGUGGAUUUAAAGCAGACACAUUCAACAAUGAGCUGGAGAUCCCAGGACAAUAUGAUGGCAGGUCCAAACCCUUGCCAGAGUAUCAUGCAAAGAUAACAGGCUUUGAUGAAAGGGUGAAAGUAAUGACCUCUAUUCGCCAUCCCAAACGGCUGAUCAUUCGUGGAGACGAUGAGCGUGACCACCCUUUCCUGGUGAAGGGCGGGGAAGACCUCCGCCAGGACCAACGCAUAGAACAACUUUUUGGAGUCAUGAACAUUUUAUUGAACCAUGACACUGCCUGUGCUCACAGAGGCUUGCAGCUCCGCACCUAUCAAGUCAUUCCCGUAACCACCAGAAUCGGACUGAUUGAGUGGAUGGAGAACACCUGCACUCUGAAAGAGUUCCUGAACAAUGCCAUGACCAAGGAGGAGCAGCAGAUGUCAUGGAGACCUGCUGAAAUGUUUCAUAAAUGGCUCUCAAAAUAUGGUCCAAUCACCAAAACCAAGUCUGAAGUGCCAGCUAUCCAACUGUAUAAUUGGGCCUACAGGAAAGCGAAUCGUGCUGAGACCGUAAGCAACUUUAUGAAGGUUUUACAGCUUGUGCCCAGCGAUCUGCUAAGGAGAGCUUUUCUGACGAUGAGCAACAGUCCUGAGGCCUUUCUUUCCUUGCGCUCUCACUUCAUUAGCUCUCAUGCCUUGCUCUGUGUGAGCCACUGGAUUUUAGGGAUUGGAGAUCGCCAUCUCUCCAACUUCAUGGUUAACACGGAAACAGGAGGCAUGAUCAGCAUUGACUUUGGUCAUGCAUUUGGGUCAGCUACACAGUUCCUUGCUGUUCCUGAGCUCAUGCCGUUCCGGCUCACCAGGCAGUUUGUGAACCUCAUGCAACCCCUGAAAGAGUUGGGUUUGAUCCAGAGCAUCAUGGUGCAUGCGCUGCGAGCUUACCGGGCCGAACCAGACCUGCUGCUCAACACCAUGGAUGUAUUUGUCAAGGAACCCUCACUGGAUUGGAAGAACUUUGAACUGAAACAGCUGAAGAAGGGCGGCACAUGGACCGAAAAUAUCAACGUCAAAGAAAUCAACUGGUACCCCUUACAGAAAGUGAACUUUGCGAGAAGGAAACUGGAAGGAGCAAAUCCUGCAGCUGUAACCAGUGAGGAACUGCAGCUCGGCUUUGAGAAAGACGCUGCCUUCGCUGAACUGCAGGCUGUCACCAUGGGAACAGAGGAGCACAAUGUUCGUGCUAAGCUUCCAGCUGCAGGUUUGUCGGUGGAGAAGCAGGUCGACUGUCUGCUUGACCAAGCCAUGGACCCCAACGUGCUGGGCAGAGUUUAUGCUGGCUGGGAACCGUGGGUCUGAUUCUGUCAUACAAAUCCUAAUCUGGGAUACAGAUACAUAGCCAUAUUUAGGGG
Thalassophryne amazonica is the source of this 2167-nucleotide messenger RNA. RefSeq names its product protein kinase, DNA-activated, catalytic subunit (gene prkdc). The transcript is spliced from 14 exons. The record is from RefSeq and is a predicted model, not a curated record. Lineage: Eukaryota; Metazoa; Chordata; Actinopteri; Batrachoidiformes; Batrachoididae. Gene Ontology annotation, biological process: immunoglobulin V(D)J recombination; telomere maintenance; intrinsic apoptotic signaling pathway in response to DNA damage. Gene Ontology annotation, molecular function: DNA-dependent protein kinase activity; protein binding. Gene Ontology annotation, cellular component: nucleus. The coding region runs from base 36 to 2114 and encodes 692 amino acids.